Callithrix jacchus (white-tufted-ear marmoset) is the source of this 1312-nucleotide messenger RNA. It is a transcript of the gene DNAJB13, whose product is annotated as DnaJ heat shock protein family (Hsp40) member B13. The record is from RefSeq and is a predicted model, not a curated record. Gene Ontology annotation, molecular function: protein-folding chaperone binding. NCBI's taxonomy places the organism in Eukaryota, Metazoa, Chordata, Mammalia, Primates, Cebidae. Gene Ontology annotation, cellular component: cytosol.
UUUUACAGGGUCACAGAAUUAACCCCAGCUCUCUCAGUCCUUUCACUGAUUUCUCUCUGUGGUGGAGCUGAGAUUUGUUUAGGGAGGCGAGACUACAACUCCCAGAGUGCACCUGUGCGGUUGUCAGGAGCAACCAAGGAAGCCAACUAACAGCCUUGCUGGAGACUGAGGACUAUCCUGGGCCUCACUGCCAGCCAGCCAGCCAUGGGCCAGGAUUAUUACUCUGUGCUCGGGAUCACUCGCAAUUCAGAGGAUGCCCAGAUCAAACAGGCGUACCGCAGACUCGCCCUUAAGAAUCACCCGCUGAAGUCAAAUGAGCCAUCUUCAGCAGAGAUUUUCAGGCAAAUAGCAGAGGCCUACGACGUGCUGAGUGACCCCGUGAAGAGAAGCAUCUAUGACAAGUUUGGAGAGGAGGGCCUGAAAGGUGGGAUUCCUUUGGAGUUUGGAUCCCAGACACCAUGGACAACUGGUUAUGUCUUCCAUGGCAACCCCGAGAAAGUGUUCCAUGAGUUCUUCGGUGGAAACAACCCGUUCAGUGAGUUUUUUGAUGCAGAUGGAAGUGAGGUGGAUUUGAACUUUGGGGGGCUCCGUGGCCGAGGGGUCAAGAAGCAGGACCCCCCAAUCGAACGGGACCUCUACUUGUCCCUGGAGGACUUAUUCUUUGGCUGUACCAAAAAAAUUAAGAUUUCCAGAAGGGUGCUGAACGAGGAUGGGUACUCCUCCACCAUCAAGGACAAGAUCCUGACCAUUGAUGUGAAGCCCGGCUGGAGGCAGGGCACACGCAUCACCUUUGAGAAGGAAGGGGACCAGGGCCCCAACAUCAUCCCAGCAGACAUCAUUUUCAUUGUAAAGGAGAAGCUACACCCUCACUUCCGCAGGGAGAAUGACAACCUUUUCUUCGUGAACCCCAUCCCUCUGGGCAAGGCUCUCACCUGCUGCACUGUGGAGGUGAAGACCCUCGAUGACCGUCUGCUCAACAUCCCCAUCAAUGACAUCGUCCACCCCAAAUACUUCAAGAAGGUGCCAGGUGAGGGGAUGCCAUUGCCAGAGGACCCCACUAAGAAGGGGGAUCUCUUCAUCAUCUUCGACAUCCAGUUCCCCACCCGCCUGACGCCCCAGCAGAAGCAGAUGCUGCGCCAGGCACUGAUGACAUGACUGGUGGGCUGGAGCAGGGGUGAGAGGAGGCUAGCCAGGCCUCACCCUGCCUCUACCCCCCACAGCCUCUGGGUGUGCAGGGGAGCCUGCUGCACAGAUGACACUAGGGUGGGAUGGCGAGGGCUUAAACUGACAUAAUAAAGAUGUAUUUCCUGUC